Molecule: messenger RNA, 468 nt
Organism: Gryllus bimaculatus (two-spotted cricket)
Lineage: Eukaryota; Metazoa; Arthropoda; Insecta; Orthoptera; Gryllidae
Source: the annotation of a GenBank genome assembly
GUGCUGGAAUGCGUGCGCGCGUCGGACGGGCGGCGCGUGGCGCUCAAGGCGCUCAACGCACCGCCCAGCCUGCGCGCCGAGGGCCUGCUCGAGGCCGAGCUGCUGGCGCUGGCGGCGCGCGCCUCCCCGUACGUGGUGCCGCUGCUCGACCUCCUCGACGACGGCCCGCACGUCUGCCUCGUCAUGGAGCUGCUGGGGCCCACCCUGCGCCAGCUCCUGGAGGAGCGCCAGCUCUGCCCGCUCCCGCUCGCGCACGUCGCCUCUGUGCUCGCGCAGAUGUUCAACGCGCUCGAAGCGCUGCAGAUUCACCACAUUGUGCACACCGACGUGAAAACAGACAAUAUAAUGGUCGUCGACAGUCAAGAAGAAAUGUUGUUCGUGAAGCUGAUAGAUUUCAGCUGUGCCUUCUACAAGGACGUUCCCCAGCCUGACUUUUACGUGCAGACCAGAUACUACCGGGCACCGGAG